Messenger RNA from Suillus clintonianus, 713 nucleotides. RefSeq lists its product as uncharacterized. The coding region runs from base 80 to 589 and encodes 169 amino acids. The record is from RefSeq and is a predicted model, not a curated record. NCBI's taxonomy places the organism in Eukaryota, Fungi, Basidiomycota, Agaricomycetes, Boletales, Suillaceae. The transcript is spliced from 5 exons.
UCUUCGGACUGAACAAAGUAGAAACGCCACAAACGACCUCUACCGGCUAACGCCGAACAACCUCCUUCCUCUCACCACCAUGGCUUCGCGUUGUCUGGCUCUUGCCCCAAAACUUACUCAGCGCUCAGGUGCACGAUUUCUGUCGACGACAAGAGUGCUACGGGAAGAAGCACCCACUUCACCCAACCUAGGAUCUGUGCAGCUGCAGAAGAAACCGGUCGGCGGCUUCCGGGGAGGAUUAAUCGGGUUUCUGUUCGGAUUCUCACUAGCUUCUGCGUUCGCUGCGUACCAUCUUUUGGAUGAGUAUAAACUCGCUUCCGCGGCGCUGCAGGCCAGCGUGGAAGAGCUGCAAGCAAGCACGGAGAAGGUGUCUGCCCACGUCCGUCGUAUCGAAGCAGUGGAGAAGGACUUGAAGGCACUUGCACAGAGCUCCGCAACUAAAGACGACCUAUCAAGGGUUCGUGCAGAGCUCAAGAAAGUGUACGAUGGAUUGCACAUCGAAUUCCUUGAUUUGAGAUCACAUGUAUGGGGCAUGCAACAAGACUUGCAUUCGUUAGCCAAGAAAGAUGCCACAUCUGUUCGUGUAUAGAGUAUUUGAUACCUAUAGAACUUCUUGGAAACACCUCCCUCUAGUCUCCAAUAACGGUUUUAAAUUACGGUAAUAGACGCCAAUUUCAGAUUUGAGGAGCGUGGCUUUUGGCCUCGAUGUGUCG